Thalassophryne amazonica is the source of this 2160-nucleotide messenger RNA. RefSeq names its product copine-9-like. NCBI's taxonomy places the organism in Eukaryota, Metazoa, Chordata, Actinopteri, Batrachoidiformes, Batrachoididae. The record is from RefSeq and is a predicted model, not a curated record. The transcript has 21 exons. Gene Ontology annotation, molecular function: calcium-dependent phospholipid binding. Gene Ontology annotation, biological process: cellular response to calcium ion. Bases 1 to 1674 code for a protein of 557 amino acids. Gene Ontology annotation, cellular component: plasma membrane.
AUGAUGGCAUCAAUAGGAGACUUUGAUCCUCUCAACACCCGCGUCCCUGCAACUAAAAUCGAAGUUACAGUGUCCUGUCGGAGUCUACUGGAUGUUGAUACAUUCUCCAAGUCAGAUCCUGUGGUGGUGCUGUAUUUGCAGGCUGUGGGAACCAAAGAGUGGAGGGAGUUUGGCAGGACAGAGGUAAUCGACAACACGCGGAAUCCAGACUUUGUAAGGAAGUUUGUCCUGGAUUUCUUCUUUGAGGAGAAACAGAAUUUAAGAUUUGAUGUGUACAAUGUGGACUCCAGAAGCUGCAACAUUUCAAAAUACAAGGACUUUCUGGGUCAGACUUUCUGUACCCUUGGAGAAAUCAUCGGCUCCACUGGCGGACGACUGGAGAGGGUGCUUUCUGGGAUUCCAGGAAAGAAAUGUGGAAACAUUAUCUUAACUGCGGAGGAGCUCAGUAACUGUAGGGAUAUUGCUACUAUGCAGUUGUGUGCCAACAAGCUAGACAAGAAAGACUUUUUUGGCAAGUCUGACCCUUUCCUGGUUUUCUACAGAAGCAAUGAGGAUGGAACGUUCACCAUCUGCCAUAAGACAGAGGUAAUCAAGAACACAUUGAACCCAGUGUGGCAGCCCUUCACCAUCCCUGUUCGAGCCCUCUGCAAUGGCGACUAUGACAGGACUGUGAAAAUAGACGUCUAUGACUGGGAUCGAGAUGGAAGCCAUGAUUUCAUUGGCGAGUUCACCACCAGCUACAGAGAGCUGUCUCGAGGACAGAACCAGUUUAAUGUGUAUGAGGUUUUAAAUCCGAAGAAAAAAGGCAAAAAGAAGAAGUACAUUAACUCUGGAACUGUAACUCUGCUGUCCUUCAAAGUGGAGUCAGAGUACACCUUUUUGGAUUUCAUCCGAGGAGGGACACAGCUGAAUUUCACAGUUGCUAUAGAUUUCACUGCAUCCAAUGGUAACCCAUCCCAGCCCACCUCUCUCCACUAUAUGAGUCCCUACCAGAUGAAUACUUAUGCCAUGGCACUGAAGGCAGUGGGUGAGAUCAUCCAGGACUACGACAGUGACAAGCUCUUUCCUGCCUAUGGCUUUGGCGCUAAGCUGCCCCCUGAUGGCAAAAUCUCCCACGCAUUCCCCCUGAAUGGCGACAGUGAUAAUACUAACUGUGUGGGCAUAGAAGGUGUUCUAGAGGCUUAUUUCCAGAGUCUGAGGACUGUGCAGCUGUAUGGACCCACCAACUUUGCACCUGUUAUCAACAAAGUGGCUCACUGUGCAGCUGAGAUUACAGAUGGCUCUCAGUACUUUGUGCUGUUGAUGAUCACAGAUGGAGUGAUAUCUGAUAUGGUCCAGACCAAAGAGGCGGUGGUCAAUGCAGCGUCACUCCCUCUGUCUAUAAUCAUUGUGGGUGUUGGGCCUGCUGAGUUUGACGCGAUGGAGGAGUUGGAUGGAGAUGAAGUUCGGGUAUCCUCUAGAGGACGUCUUGCUGAGCGAGACAUUGUUCAGUUUGUCCCAUUCAGAGAUUAUAUUGACAGAUCUGGCAAUCAGGUUCUUAGCAUGGCCCGACUGGCUAAGGAUGUCCUUGCUGAGAUCCCUGACCAGCUGUUGUCAUUUAUGAAGAGCCGAGGAAUUGAACCGCGACCAGCCCUCUCUUCCUCGCCACUACCGGAGCUCCACCAGCAUAUCUGAUAUUCAUUAUUGACCCCCGUCUCUGCCUCUCCACUCUGACUCUGUUUCCUUCCGUCUUAUUUACAUUCAUCCUCCUUCUGUUAUUUGUCACUUUAAAGUAGCUGAAGGUUCGUCUCGUGGCUCGGCCUGCUUUGUCACUGGUGAAGCCCAACAGGCACAUCUCACACACAGACAGUCGACACACAUCACUGAUUCAGUCACUGCUCUUCAUAUCAUUGCUGGAAUGAUUUGCCUUCUUGUAUUUAAUUUAAGGGAAACGUCAGCUUGAUCUGUGACUGUAAUUCCCCUCUUACUGCAAACAUAUCGCUCAUAGCCCUGAGUCACCGCGUUGAAGUUGCCCACUAAUUUUCCAUGCUGGAAACCUUUUUCAAAAAUUGCUUUCAUACUUGUCCUUGUCCUCUGCAUCGCUGACACAACAUGCAUUUGGCAAAACACCCAGCAAGGCCAAGACACUAAAGUUUAUUGAAGUUAGUCUCUAAGUGAAAA